Messenger RNA from Melanaphis sacchari, 1559 nucleotides. Its product is annotated as WD repeat-containing protein 18. Gene Ontology annotation, cellular component: nuclear pre-replicative complex. Gene Ontology annotation, molecular function: protein binding. The transcript is spliced from 5 exons. The record is from RefSeq and is a predicted model, not a curated record. Lineage: Eukaryota; Metazoa; Arthropoda; Insecta; Hemiptera; Aphididae. The coding region runs from base 120 to 1559 and encodes 479 amino acids. Gene Ontology annotation, biological process: DNA-templated DNA replication; rRNA processing.
UAUUGCAAUUCAUAAAAAUAAUAAAUACCUACCAUGUAAUAAUAAAUAUUUUAAAUUAUGUAAUAUACAUUUACAGGGCUUGGUUUAAUUGUAUACGUACACGACGAGCGUUAGCUGAUAUGACGUCCUCGGAGACAUUAGAGGUUGCGUUUGUGUCAGACGGUUCUUCUGGAGCUACAGUUUGGGAUACAACCAACGGUACAAUGUUGAAGACUUACAGGCAUACAGGGUCUAUCGGACAAAACUGCAUGAGCCUGUUGGGAAAUGAUUAUCUUAUUGCCGCCGACAAGGGACCGUUAAUACAAACUUGGCCCAUCAAUAGUCAGGAACGAACACACCAGGUGCGCAUGUUGUGUGGUGGGAAAAUUAACUCGCUGGCUGCAAGUCCUGACGGACUAUACAUUGCAGUUGCGAUUAGUGAAAAACUACAGGUUUGGAUGGCUUGCUCAGGAAGAUUGUUAACAACUGUAAGUCGUCAUUUUCAACCAAUCACUAUUAUUAAGUGGUCUUCGGAUGGAUCUUAUUUAGUCACUGGUGGUGAAGAUGGUCUUGUUUGUGUUUGGUCAUUAGCUAAAUUAGUCAACAUAUCUCGAUCUUCUAUGCCACAGAUAUUUUUUUCUGGAGACCAAAUUGAUCAGUCGGCUCCCAAUUACAUAUUUUCGGAUCAUUCUGUAAGAAUAACUGGGAUAUAUAUUGGUGAUUGCACGAGAUGCAUACGAAUUUUUACCAUUUCGGUUGACAAGACUUGCAAGAUUUACGACCUCUCAACUGGUAUAAUGUUAUUAUCAGUUGCAUUUGAUAUAAUUCCUUCUAGCCUUACUGUUGAUUCAGUAGAAACUGCUGUUUAUAUUGGUACUACAGUUGGUCCUAUAAGGUCUUUUGAUCUUACAUCUCCACCACGUACUCGUGAAUGUUAUAUAUCAGACAAAGAAAGUGGUAUUAAAUUUAUUGGCCAUGCUAAAGCUGUAACUUCUUUAAGUGUGUCAUUGUUUGGUGAUACAUUAGUAUCUGGAUCUACAGAUUGUACGAUUAGAACAUGGCAUAUAGCAAGUCGCCAAUGUUUACGCACUAUUCAAUUAAAAGAGCCUGUCAUUAAUAUGUUUUUAACAUUAAUACCACGUCAAUUAACUGCAAAUGAAUUAGAACCCAGUAUUAUAUUAAGGAGUUUUAAAAAAACAGAAGAACUAGAAGAUGAUAAUUUUAUUGAAGUAUAUUGUCAUAAUGAUCUUUUUGAAGAAGAAAAUGAUACUUAUGGAUUCAAAGAAGAUACUAGUAUACGCGAAGAAUUGGAAAAAACAAAAACAAUCAACGCAAGAAUUUAUGAAUUUGCUCUUAACUCUAUAUUAAAAGAUAGUGAACCAAAUCUAAAAGAGGAUAUAGAUAUUAGUUCUUUUUCAAUCGUUGAUUUAGAAGAAUUUGAUGGAGAAAAGAAUGGAUUAGGAGAUGGUGAUGAUACUACUGAACAUUCUACAACUCCAAGAAAGAAAAAAAGGGGAAGAAGAAAAAGUAAAAAAAAUGUUAAUGAUGUAAAUAUAAGUAAUAUUUAUAAGUAUUCAUGA